GUUCAGUUCUCUCGUCUCUCGGCGCUGCUCGCGGUGUGUACGCUCCCGUUUUUUCGGUUUCGGGGGAGAUAUUCUGUGGUUCCGUCGUUGUUUUCUCCUGCAAAAUCAAAUCCGCGUUCCCUACGUCACGUAGGCUUCCUCCGCCGUGUGUUCCAACCCCAUGCACGGGGAAGCGCAAACGUGCCGAGCAUCUCGACGGCCGAUGCGAGCGCACGCAGUAGAACCGAGGAAUGAAAUAAACAUCUCGCACUGACGCGAAGUGACGUGCGGUCGCGGUAACGGUGGUGGUCGCGAAAAGAUUUCGACCGACUGCUUGCUGGCGACACCGACGUCGAACGGCGAGGAAGAGGAACGCAUCAAAAUGUCCCGAUUAACGGCAAAAAAGUGCCCGCAACCGCCGACUGUCGCAGACGAAAGGUAACUCCCUUCAAACCGGUGCAUCUAUCAACACGGGGUCGAGUGACGAAAAGGUAACGAAAACGGUUCAUGUGCCGUUCGUCGGUGUGUACGGUGGAAGCUGCAAGGAAAGAAAGAAAAUGUUCCCUUAGGAAGGGCUUAACCCCUCGCUGGUGGGGCCAUCCGCGUUGGAGCUUGCUUCCCUUGCACCCUGGUGCGCCGCGAGUGUGUGGAAAAGCAAACGGGAAAAAGUGUCAUUCCAACCGAUUGUGCGUGUGUGUAUCAGUGUCAGUGUAGUGUAGUGUUGUCCAACGGAAAGAAUAGAAGAAAAUUCUGUAAAACAAAAAAAAAAUCCCACCCAUCCACUCGGCAGCGAAACCAAAAAGAAGUGAACGCGAGGCGAUAAUAACACUCAAAUCUCUGAUCCGCAGAGGGUGUGCGGGGUGCGACGUGAAAGUUUGGUGGACGGUUUUUCGGUGUCGGUUUUUGUGUUUGGUUUUCUCGAGUGGUUCUAGUUUGCGCGCUUCCCGCGUGUGGUCUUCCGUGGUCUUGCGUCCCGAGCCCAACGUCUCCCCCGCGGCGCACGUGGGGGACGGCCGCGACGGCCAACGGGGCCAUGGCGCCGUAUCAUGGAAUGUAAUCUGUUGGUCCCGCGGCUUAAACGAAUCACACGCUUAGCGCCGAACGCGUUGAAAACGGAUUAAAUUUACUUAGCCACCAGCAAAUUGCUGGCCAGUGUCGGCAAGACUCACAGGAGCGAAUCUUCCCGUCCGCUGCCGACGAGAAGCAACUCUCAAAAACCAAGCGCAACCUUAGGACUCCACGAUGAAACCGAAGAAGCAACAGCCGGCGUCCGAGAAGAAACCGUCCGGUGGAGGUUCGACUGCCGAAACAGCCACGGGCGGUCCCAGUGCCGGUGGAGGAACCGCGGAUGGUCCGGGGUCGGCCACUGCAAGCGCCAUCGCAAGCACGGGCACACCGCCAACGUCCAGCAAGAAACCGGUGAAACGUCUCCAAUCAAAAGCCAAAGAAAAUGCGUCCGGAGGGGUCGCUACUGCCGCUUCUUCGUUGCCCACGGGGGGUGGAGGUGUAAAGUCGUCGGAAAAAUCACCUCCCGCUACGGCUUCCGCCGGGUCCGCCGCUGUCUGCACGUCCGCACAAUCUAGUAAAACGAAAUCAACCGUCGCCGGGGCAGCAAAAGGAAAUCCUUCGACGAACGUUGCGAAACCGGCUGGUCCGGGCGAAUCGAUGAAAGAUGCUGGCCAGCAAGGAAUGACGAUGUCGUCGGCGUUAGGGAAUCUCUCCCCGAGCGCCCCUACACCGCUGGCCGGCAUGCCGGAAACAAUAGUUCCGCCAGCAGGCAAAGGAAGUAAGGGCGCCGGUAAGACGAUUAAAUUCGAUUCAAGCGUGCCCGUUUCGUCGCCCGCCGGGAAGAUGAAGGAAGGCGCUGGAGAGAAGUCGAAGAAAUCGACCAAAGCGCCAGCCACCGGAAGUGCGUCGAAAAAGGCGACCGCUAGUCAGUCGGAAGGUGGUGGUAGUAAAAAGAAACCAUCAGCCGUUCCCCAACCGACCGGUACGGGUUCGGGUGGAACGAUUGCGGGCCCUUCGCAGGUCCUUUCCAGCGAUCCGAAGCUGCGCGAGAAGGAGAAAAAGAUACAGAAGGAGCUGAAGAAUCUCGGCGUGCCGGAUAAGGCGAUCAAUCAGUCGAUCGUCGAUGCGGCGUACUUGCUCGACUCGGACGAGUCCGUCGUUAAUCCGUCGAUCAGUGAGAUGGUAAAAACAAAGUCACGCACUACCGUUGCCCAAGGGAAGUACGGUGGGGGUGAUCCGGCGACCGGUGGUCCGAUGGGAAGGAAGUCUUCGGUCACGUCGGACGAGGCGACACCAUCGCCGGAGGGGGAUGAAAAAUCGUCCAGAGAGAUCGUCGGGUCUGCUCCAAGUGCCACCGGGAAGGCAAAGAAGUCGGUCACCCUGAAGCUGGAUCACGCGGACGAGCCAAAGAGCGUGACCCAUUCGAAGGAGCAGACGAGUAAGGGAGCGAAGGAGCAGUCGGAAAAGGUGCCACCGACGAAAGGCGGUCGGAAGGACGAUAAAGGCACACCGGGAGAGAAAGCUUCAGGCGCCAAAACUUCUUCCAACACGAAAGCUUCCGGCAGCCAGGCUGCUAAAGGUGCCAAGAAGUCGGCGGGAAAUGCUUCGGGAUCUUCCGAAGCGAAGCAAAAGAAGGCAGGAAGUACCGUGGCCAACGUGAUCCAGCCAGCUCAAGCGCCGAAGGGUGUAAUCGAUCAAAAGAAUCUUCCGGAGGACAGGAAAUCGGCGAACGAAUCGAAUGCAACCACCGUUCAGGAGACACCCACGGACGUUGUAGCACGUGGUAGUUCCGUGGAACAGGAGGAGCAGGAGGAAAAGAACGAGGAGGUGCAUAUCCGCAUCGACAGUAUUGUGAAGGCACUGGAAGAAGAGGAAAUUGAAGCGCCACCCGGUGGACCAAAGCAGGAACCCGACGGUGACUCCUCACCCGCGCGACCACCGGCCAUCCCCGAGGGUAAGACUGCCAAAACGCUUCCCGCGGAAGGUGGGAAGGCCAAGAAACCACCGGCCGUGCGAAAGUCGGCCCCGAAAAAGGACACCCCAUCAUCGGCAAAGGCAAAGUCGAAGGAGUUGGGUGAGAAGAAAAAAUCCACCCCCUCGGCUGGGGCGGCGGAUAAAAAGGAGGUAAAAUUCAAGGAACAAACUCCAGCCUCCCCAGCGAAGCGGAAGUACGUCAAGAAGGCGAAACCGAACCAACCGGAAGACAUAGCGGGCGGUGAGAAACCCGCAAAGAUAUCGAAACCAAGUGCAGCAAAGAAGGGUGGUGGUGGUGGUAAAACAAAGGCGGUGGAGGGGAAGCCCGGUGCGUCGACUGAAAUUCCACCGGACCGUGGAAGCACAACCGCUACAUCCGAGGAUCCUCAGGCUCCGAUUAAGGAGGGUAAAAUGGUGGAGAAUGCACCGGUAGCAACUGCUUCCAGUGCCACCGGAGCACACUCGAAACCAAUGGAAUCUCAAAAAUCUCGUGAACAAUCUGCGACUGGUGGUAGUUCAACAGCAGUUGACGCUGCAGCCCUACGUUCGUCGACGGAAAACGACGACGACCUGCCACUGCGGCAGCUUCAGCAAAAGCAACAGGAGCGCCUUCAGCCGGUCGCUAGAGAUGCAUCUGGACCGUCCACCGAUGGAAAGUCAUCCGCGGCUCAGUCGAAGCCCGGUUCCACGGUGGACCAACAGCAGGAGGACAAGGGUGCCAUUACUGGUGAAGUACAGCGAAAGGAAUCGGAUGCGAAUGAUGCCCCGAGUGCCACCGGGACAAUCCUUGCCGGAUUGCUGAAGAACCCCGCGAAACCGGUGAAGCGUCCGUACGUGCGGAAAAAUGCUACCGGAGGUGGUAGUAAAAGUUCCAAGGCAACCACCGCGUCUGGUGGUGCUACUGCUACGUUCCCCGACGAUUCCCAGCCAGCUUCCAAGGAGCGCAAAAUGGAGAAAAAGGAUGUGUACGAUUUCGACGAUUCCGAGAGCGAAAUUGAAACUCCGGUCAAACCGGGGAAACCUAGCUUCAAGCGAAAGUCCUCGGUGGACGUUAGUCUCUCGCGGGAGGACGUCUCGCGGGAAUUGGAUGACCCGGAGCAACCCGGCCGGCAGAAGGACGCCGAGGGAAAGAAAAUCCACUCGGAUAGCGCGGGCGACGAGGGUGCCGAUGCGAGCAGUGAGGACGAGCGGCGUAAAGAUGGUACAUCUGCUCCGCCAAAGCGGACCGCGUUGGCAAAGAAACAAAAGAAACGUCCAGGCGAAUCAUCCGCGGUGGUGGAAUCAAAACCGGCAGCUUCGGCCGCAAUCGCAUCGAGUACGAUGCUGAAGAAAGAAGCCAGCUCAAGUGGAUCAUCCUCCGACUCGGAGCUGGAUGAAGACACACCAUUGCCCGAGGUGGCGAAGGCGAAGAAAAGAGCGACGGUUGGUCAAAAGUUGAAGCAGGAAGCGAAGGACUCGUCGCAUUCCUCCGGCGAGGAGGAAGACAAGCGUCGUGCUGCGGCAAAGGCAAGCGAAGGCGACGAUGAAGAUCAGGACGACGACGAAGAAGGGGAGGAGGGCAACGACGAUGCAGAUUCCGACGGUUGCUCCUCGACGGACACCGUGCGGACGCGCAUCGCGAAAAAGCGCCAAUCGGCGAAGAAGCGCAACGUGAAGCUGUACGGCUUUUGGUCCGGCCCGAAGCGGCAUCGCGUGGCAUCGUUGAACGCGCUGGCGAAGGUGCACUGCCUGUACGAGAAUGAGAUGCGCGGGGCGCUCGAGGCGAGCCUGAUGAGCCAGUCGAGUGGUUCGCGUGUCAUCCGUACGAUCACGAAGGAUGGCGAGCGGAUCAAGAAGGAGCGAAUCUGCAACGAUGACGAGAGUGCGGGCGAGGAGAGUCGCUCCGGUGAGCCACCGGGCGGUGGUGGUGGUGCUGGAGGUGCAGUGCGAGAUGGCUCGGAGGGCCGCAAGGACCCACCGGAGCGGAAGGAAGAGCGGAAGACCGACGAAAAGCGCCGCGAGGAGAAGAAGGAAAGCGUCGCGAAGCAGGAAAAGAAGGAACCGACCCAACCGAGUCCGAGCUCGGUAUCGAAGGAGCCCGAACCGAAGGCGAAGGUGAAGGAGGAACCGCCCAAGAAGGAACAGAGCGAUCAAGAUAGCGCGGACUCGUCCGAGGAGGAACCGGUCGUUAUGCGAUCACUCCGGUGCGUGCCCGGACUUCGUGGAGCCGGCAAACAUUGGGAUCCAGACGCGUCCAGCCUGGAGUCGGAGAUCGAACAACUGCCCGACAGUGACGAGACAUAUGCACAGGGUAAGGACACCGAUCCUACUCGCAAGCGCAAGGUUAAGAAAAAGGUGGUACGCAAGAGCAAGGGAAAGAUAACGUUGGAAAAAUCGGAAAAGCCUCCGAAGCCUCCGGUGAAGAAGAUAAAGAAGGAACUGAAAGCUCUCAUGCUCGAUAGCGAAAAGCCGGACGAUGACACGGCUAGCUCGUCGUCGUCCGGGUCGGAGAAGGCCGCGUCGGGCACCACGAAACCGAAGACGGAAGACGGUGGCCCCAAGAAGCGCAAGCGGGAGCCAAAAAGCGAAAAGGCUGAGAUCGGCGGCGACUACAAGGAUUACAUUGGCAAGAAGCGGAUGGCGAGCCUGAACGCGACCGCCAUGUUGGCGGCCACCUACGAGGUACAGCGGGUGCUGUACCGCAACACCGACUCGAGCGAUUCCGAGUGCUCGACCGAGAAGGCACCCAAAUCGAAGAAGGUAGCCAAAGAGGCGAAAGAUCAAAAGGACACUUCGAAGGGCGAUGCUAAAGAUAAGAAGGAAGCUUGCUCCAACGAGAAAGAGUAUUCGAACGAAGAGCCGACGGUUACCGCCGCCAGUAACGUGGCGCAGGUUCCACUGGCGACACCGCCGGACAGCAAGCAGCAGCUGCUGGAUCCGCAGGAAGUGCUGACCAAGAAGAAAAAAGUGGUUAUCAAGACGGAGCCCAUGCGCGAUCGCAAGGACGAUCCAUUGGAGGUGAAGCGUGAAAUCGAAGAGCCUCGGCCCGUGUCGAGCAAUUUGGUUAUCGCGCAGGACACGGAAGUCACGAUUACCGGUGUCUACGUUAAUUCAUCGCUCGGCACCAACCAGGAAGCGUACUGCAAGAUGCAGUACCGCGUGCAGCAGAGCGUCACCGAGGAACGGCUGGUGCGACCCGGCGAAGCUCCGCCGAAGUCCUACACACCCCUCUCGGCCCUAUCGAGUAUGAGGCCUCCAAACGAUCAGAGUAUGUCAACGCCGCCGCUGUUCGUGCCACCGACCCAGUGCGAUUCACCGCUAGGACCGCCGAGAUCCUUCUAUCCACCACCGACAUCAUCCUCCGGCAGCUCGAGCGCAUUCUGUGCACCUUUGCCACACGACAGUCCAGGUUACUAUCAACCGAUUGGACCGCUGAUAUCGCCGCACAUUCUGCCGCAGCCGCCCACCUCCCAGCAUGGACCGGGGCUAGGCGGACUGCUCGGCAAGAGCGGUCCGGACGGUGGCUCGCCCCUGCCCGGCCCGCAGCAACCCCCGGCCUCCUCCACGGCCGACAGCACCGACAGCGACGUGCUGCUGACAGGUACGCCCGGCCGGCCCUCGGUGCCCCCCACCGACGCCAUGGCGAUGGCCUUCCACCCCUACCGGCCCGCCCCGGCAACAGCAGCAGCCGCAGCAGCCGCAGCUGAUGCAGAUCGUUGUUUUCGUUCCAUCUUUGCAGGUGGUGACCUAACGCCACGCUCUAGCCAGCACCAACAGCAGCAGCAGCAGCAGCAACAGCAACAGCAGGCCGCAGCCUACGCCGCCGCCGCAUCCCGGUACGGCCCGGCAGCCGGCGGUCCUCCGGCCAACCUGUACGGGCGGCCCAUGCAGAUGCACUGCCCGCCCGCCUACCUGCCCCAGAGCUACUACGCACCCUCGCCGUACGGAGCGCCCCCGCCACCCCAUCCGCAUCCGCCGGAGAUGUACUACACGCACGCCUACCCAGCGGCCCACUACUAUCCGAAGUUCGCUCCGCCACAGUACUAUCCGGCCGCCAGCCGGCGCUACUACCCGGGUCCGGCACCCGGUCCCGAGCAUCUGUACGAGCAGGCGCCACCGGGCGGGGCCCCCGUACCGCAGCCACCGCCACCACCGGCCGGUGCCCAGCUCGUUCCGGCCGGCCCACCCCAGGGUCCGCAGCACCUCGAGCACUACCCGUACCCGGCGUACCCGGGCUACGGCAGUCCGGGGCCAGGUUCCGGCGGCCAGUGCUACCCGCGCAACCUGCCACACCCGCCGCCUUUCUUGGAUGGGCCCUACACCACCAACUGUUGCCAGACGUGUCCAAAAAACGUCAAUGCUGGGUCCCUUAUUGGUAUCAAGGCCAGUAAGGGCCCAGUAGCCACCACCAACAACAACAAAAACAACACCCAUAUGGUACAAAGCCAAACGAGCACCAACAUGAGCACGGAACCGAUCACGAUUUCGUCCAGCUCGUCCUCGGCGUCCUCGUCGGCGUCACCGGCUCCGGCACCGCUGGACAUUCACACGCCGAUCACCGUCUCAUCGGAGUCCUCCGCAACGGCGGAUCCGGUGCACAGCUACCACCAUCUCGGUGGCCACCAUCACCAUCCGUACUACCAUCCGCAUCACCUUCACCACCAGUAUCCGAGGCCGCCCGUGCCACAACCUGCGGAAACCCCUGCAGCCGUUGCAUCAACGACGGUAGCCCCGUCCGUUGUAACGGUGACGACCACGCAUCCCACCAUCCCUCCCGGAGUGCAACAACCGCCACCGCCGCCGCCCCAUCAUCCGUCGAAGAUAUGCUACAAAACGGAGCAACUAAUCAAACCAGAAAGCUCACCCGAACUGCUCUCGACCCCGGUCCACUACGGGAGUCCGUACCACCACCAUCAUUACCACCACGCGGCGAUGGGCUACUAUCACCAUCCGAAGCUUACCGAGCUGAAAGAGGAACCUGAGGUUGCACGCGGGGCCGACGGUGGAAAACUGGGCAGUGCUCCACUGCCGCCUCCGUACGCGAUCGCCGGCAAGAUGGCGCUGCUAGAAACGUCCGAACUUUCCAAAAGCCCGGCCCGCGGAUCGACGGGUUUAAGCAUUCCCCCGGGGGUACCGGGGGAGGCGAUGCAACCCCCGGUAAUCGCGCGGGAUGGUGAACGGAAGGCUCGCGAGAGUAAGAUCGGUGGCGAGGAGAAGAUGAUCCCCAAAGCCGUUACGAACAUUCCCCCGAAUGCAGUGGUGAAGCAGGAGAUCGAAGAGUUUAAGCUGGAUAUAGGGCUGGUGGGUGAUGGAGGUGGUGGUGGGGCGGUUUGUAAGAAGGAAAAUUUUGAAGAGACUGGCCCCGCGAUGACACCUGACCUGCUCGAUGAGUCAAUCGUGAUCAAGAAGGAUCGCGACGAGGAGAAACCUCCCAAAAGCGACCCGGUGGAUGUGACCUACCUUCACCAUCAGCAUCACUUACAGCUGGGGCCACCAGCACCACCAUCUUUGCACCACCUCCAGCAGGUUGGCAUGCAUCAUCCACCCCAUCUUCACCACCACAGUGCCAGUACAAAGAUUCUGCAUGGGCCACCGACGCAUUACGCUCAUCAUGUGCAUUCGCAAUACCCGAUGAACAUUCUGUCGCCGGAAGAGCAGCAACAACCUCACCCACCGCAGGUGACCACAGGACUGCCGAUCGACGACACGGAUGAAGAUGCAAGCAACCUCCUCCUUUCGCCGGACAGCAAAAGCCUUUUGACGGAGCUCGUGCUCACGACGGAAGCGUCAAUGGUCGCUCGAGUCGCUUCCUCAAAAGCCAUCUCCUCUACCACCACCAACAGCACCAGCAGCGGUGGCACAAUUCAGCAACAGCAGCAGCCUAGGGACAGCAGCAGUAGUGAUAAUAGUCUUAGUCUUAGCGAUAGUCUAGCGAUCCCUAGUGCCGAUGCGAACUCAAACGAACACGAUGCAAAAGUACAAUCACGCGCGGAUGAUGGUGGUGACGACGAGCCGCAACAGCACUCUGCCGAUCCAGCGUCACCGGUAUCCAUCCCGGCGUCAACCGUAAAACGAAGACCGCUGCUGGUGGCGUGCAAGAAACCGACCCCCAAGCAGUCGCCUCCCAAUAGCUAUAAGAAUCUGAUCAAACGUACAAACAGCACCACAGCCGACGAGGGCGGGGAGUUGCGCGAAGCGGUGGAGUGCAUAGAGGCGAUCGAACUGAGCGAAGAUGAGGAAGAAGUCGAUGAAGAGGAGGAGGAGGAGGAGGAAGAAGAAGUCGACGAUGAGGAGGAAGAGGAGGACGAGGAGGAUGACGAUGAGGAGGAGGAGGAGGAGGAAAAUGCCGAGGGCGAUGGGGAAGAGGAUGUGGAGCAUGUGGAACUGGAAGAGCAGAGGAAGGUGCUGGCCGAGCAGCAGCAACGGCAACGAGGGACGGGGACGCCGAAAGUUACCAACCGUAAGGUGUCCGGCAAGAAACGCUCCGGCACUACGAAGCUGGCCACCGAUGGUGCGCAUCGGAAGGGUUCCGGAUGUGCCAGGAAACUGCUGACGACGACGACGACGACGACGACGGCGAUUGUAACACCACGCGACAAGCAACGGCGAUCGACGGUGGGGUUGGCCCGGAAUAAGUCACUGACACCACCGCCACCACCAGCUUCGGCAGCACCCCGUAGGCCACGCAAGUUCGUAAAGCGCGUCCACCGCGUGUUCCGUGCGAGCAUCGAAUCGCUCAAACGAUUGCCACCGUCACUGCGAGGACGGUUGCUCGGGCGUUCGAAGGUAACCUUCGUGCCGGUGCGUCGCACCGUUCGGAAGCGGCCACUCAAGUCACCGGACCCGGCUCCUUCGACAGAGGAGACGUAUGAGAGGCGAGACGAACAAGGCGAGAAACCUAAGUCACCCUUGAAUAGCAGCGUAGGCCUUGUGAUCGACGAGCAAAAGCAGGAAACGUCGCCGUUCGCAAAUGUGUUGCCCGAUCUGCAACAGAAUUUUUCCGUCGAACAACAUCCGGUAGUUUCAGAUGUCGCUGAGAAAGCCACUACCACCGACGCCACGGAACCAACCGCCACGCAGACACACCUCUCAAACGUUGACCGUACGAUCGAUCUCGUCGCCCGGGGAUACUUUUCCGAGCCGGAAAUUCUUAUCGCUUCGACCGACCCGAAGCAACACUCUCGGGCGUGGUUGAAAAAGCUCAAGCAGCAGCAACAGCAAGAAGGUCGGUCACACUCCGAACAGAGUCGCACACCGGUCAGCACCACAUCGGAAGGCUGUCCAGCUACGAACAAAGCUAAGAAAAAGGGCAGUUCCAAACUGGCGGACGUCCCUACAGUUCCUUCCGAGGCGGUAGAAGAGCGACCUGCUGAAAAGAAGAAAUCCAAGUCCAAAGCGUCGAAAAAGGUUCCUACAGCGGACGGAACGGAAAGUGCCGCAAACGCCGAGGUGAAGGGUAAAAAGAAGUCCUCGUCGAAGGAAUCAUCGAAGAAGAAAAAACAAAAAGCACAAGAUGACGGUGAAGAACACGGAAGGAGCCGGAAGCGAGCCAAAGUGAACAAAACGAAUGCAGCAGUUGAACCACCUACCGAGGAACUGGAUACGAUGUAUCAGCGGGCCACUUCCACACCGAUCCCCCCGCCAACCAGCAACCAUGGGUCAAUGUUAGCCACCGGCGAGGAGCCGAUGGGACCCCGGGAAACCGAGGAAGAUCAGCACCCGAAAGGUAGUAGUCUACUGGAUGAAAGCGGUGGCACGCUGAUGGAUCACUCAUCGGUGAUCGACGAUCGUGAAACAGAUUUUGAUGAUGCGGCCACGAUGCUGGUGGAGGACGAUGUGGCGAGUGUUGACACGAGUGUUCUAGUAACACGCCACAAUAACAACAACAACAACAGUGCCGUGGUGGAUAAGAAUAAUCCUUCCGACGACCAGCAGUGCACGAUCGGUGACCAGAUCACGUUGGACGAUGCACCGCUGCAGGCCGUCAUCGCCGAGGGUAAAGAGGGCAGCGAGCUGGAACCUCCGGAGGGUAUGGAACCGUUCAUGGACGACGAUCAGGAGGAUGAACAGCAGCAGCAGCAUCAGUUGGACCAGUUGCGGCAACCGACGCCACCAACACCACCAAUGGAAGCGCAGAUACUGCUUCCGCCGCCAGUAUUAACGCAACAGUAUGUGCCUGCAGCUGAGAGGCAGCCUGUACUGCCUCCGAUCCUGCUGGACUACGGCGACGACGACGACGACGAGGAGGAUCUCGAGGAGGAGGAAGAGUUCGUGCAGAAGCGUGCCACUAGUCGGUCGGUCAAGCGACGCCGUUCGCGCUCGAAGUCUAAGUCGAAGAAGUUUAGCACCAAGAAGCGGCACCGUCCGUCACAUCGCGGGGCAACGGCCGACCUGGAGGAGCUGAUCGUGCCAAGGAAGUGCAACAGUAUUCCACGCUGGAGCAACGGUUGGACCUGGGAGGGGCAGCCGUUCCAAGGGAAGGUGUUUUUAAAUAGUGACGAUCCUCCGGUACUACGGACGUGCUAUCCAGCAAUGCGACAUUCCGUGGGUGACAUUAUAAGGCCGCGUGAUUGCGUCCUGCUGCGGGCGGGCAAUACUAAACGGGCGGAACUACCCUACGUGGCCAAAGUGGCACAUCUGUGGGAGAAUCCCGAAGAUGGGGAGAUGAUGAUGUCACUACUCUGGUACUAUCGUCCGGAGCACACGGAACAGGGCCGCCAGCGUACGGACGGGCCGGAUGAGGUGUUUGCUUCGCGCCACAAGGACCACAACAGCGUCGCCUGCAUAGAGGACAAGUGCUACGUGCUCACGUUCAGUGAGUACUGUCGGUUCCGGCGUCAGCUAAAGGGAGCGGAGGAAAACAUCGACGAACAGCCGUCGAUCGUACCACCGCUGCGGCGCGAAAAUCCUCGCCUUCCGCCAUCGAACGUGGCGGCCGAGCUGGUCAUGUACUGUCAGCGUGUGUACGAGUUUCGCCUGAAGCGGCUGCUCAAAUCCACAUCCUAGUGAAGGUGGGACUGUGUGCACCGUAGCUACAGACGGUGCACUAAAGGCAAGCCGGGCAACAGUGGCACCCUGCCGAAACCAGAAACACCGGGAACAAUUCUAGCAUCCACAACCACUCCUACGGUCGGUGCCAACAUGGGUUAGUUCAGUCAAUUCGUAAAGGGUAGCAGACCUUACGCCGCCGUAAAGACAUCGUGGAUCGGCUCGGGUAAAGUACCAGUAUCGUCAAGAUGAAAACACAUGGAGUGUUGGAAAACGAAACAGUUAGAAAGUACAUAUCUUUACUUCGAAUGCGCACCAAUUGAUCCAUAUCCGGUCUAGUCUUGAAUCGCGCGGAGACUAUUUAUCGACGACUUUUAUUUUAAUUAGUUUUGCCUUUUAGAAUCAUUUUCCGUUUCGUCUUUAUUUAAACCCCCGUUCAGUGUGUACAGUCCGUGUUUGCUCUUUAUCGUUCCUUUCUUCCUACCGCCAAUGGUGCACUAUUUAAAUAUUUGUUGUUUUAUUUUAUUUGGCUGGCCUGUUAUUAAUUUUAUUUGUACAUACACGUUAGAAUACCUCUAGAAGUGGCUUUGUAAGUACACUAAUAUUCCGCACGGCAUCGCUUUCACUUCAAGUUCUAAAUUGAUUGAGUUUUUAAAACACACUUUGUGCACGAAACAGCAGAUUGCGCGCGAGCAAAAUAUCAUUUUUACAAGACAAUCCGGCGCGUUCAGGGGAAUACGGAAAGCCCUCCCGGAAAGUAUCGGAAGAAAGAAGGAUUUAAGAAAAGCUGGCAUUCGCCAAUGGGUGCAGCUUGAAGACUUAAAGCACAACAAGACCGAAGAGUCUGCCACAACAACUAACACACAAAACUUGGUCAGUUGCAAACUGCAUGGAUGAAAGUGUACGCAAUGAGAAAAUGUGCAAAAAUUAAUCUGUCGCUCGAACGAUUAUUAAAAAAGUCAUUAGAACUGCAUUUGAUAUUGAUUAUUGUACGCUGGUGCGGUGGCAGUGCAAGUGGUGGCCAUUAUGGGGGGAUGGUUCAACACCUAGGAGAAACAACAUAUACGAUAGUGUCCUUGUAGAAAUUUGAAGUUUAGAAGUAAGAAUCAACAAAAAGCUGCUGAUCGGUUUGGGAGGAUAAUGACGUUAACUAUAAUAUGCAAAGGUGCGUGGCCGCGAUGCCGGUGUGGUGCGCACCUGAAAAAGUUGAUGUACGGAACGGAGGAAGAUUCGCUAGGUAUACAAACAUGAAACACAUAUUAUAUAUGAUUAUAUACAUACAACUAUAUAAAAAAAUAUAUAUACAAAGUGAACUAAGUGUAGGAGAAAAGCGUAGUAUAAGAGACUAAUUGUUAUAAGUCAGGUUAUAAGCGUAUACAGUACCUUAUUAUUUAAACGACUCAUUAUACUAUUGAAGCGUACGCUAGGGCAGUCGCAAAACACAAAAUACCUAUAGGUGCGAGGUGGAGUGAAUAUUAAAGAACGAGCAUACAAAUAAUAUACUCAGCCCCUGGAUACCAUCACCGAGGCAUAGAAAAACACGACAAAAAUAUUUCGGUUCCUGCUAGCUGACCGUGGAACGAAACAAUAUUUGGUAGCUGUACCAAACAGGGAAAAGUUAUGCGGAAAAUCAGAAAAACCAAAAUCAAAAAUUGAUAUCGACCUUUGGACAUUAUAAGAGAUCAAUUAAUCUUUAACGGACACUCUUUAUUAUUCUAUUAUGAAAAACUUAACAUUUCAAGCCAAAAGUUUCAAUUCCAUUAGUUGUUCUGAGACGUGUUAGGUAUUAGCAUUCAUUUUUACAGAUUAUGUUUUGUAUCUGGAAAGUCGUAUGUCUAAUGCUUUUAGAUUUCAUAGUAGGAAUCCUGCCCCGUUCCAGGGAUUGAUUUCCAAACUCCCUGUUGAAACGGAAAGAAAACCCCCUGCCCUUUGUUAAUGUAAACGAGUGAAAUAUUCUAAAACAAAUCACUACCGGGCAUAAAAUGAUACAGUAUUUUAAACAUCUCUAGCUACUGAACGCUGAGCAAUGUACACUACGGGACACAACUACAAACCAGCAACACUGAAACAGAAUCAAAAAACAACAAUUACGCGCUAAAUUUUAUCAUACACAUAUGGGCUAUUAAAAACGAACAAAUGGAAUGUUAUUAACCAAACCAAAUCAAUAUUAUACAAAAUUUUAACACCUAAGGACAUAACGUAAGCGAUCUUUUUCGGUAGCGCAGCAGAGAUAUGGUAGGGCUCGGGCAUUAAGCUCGGGAUAAUGAGCAGGAACAUCGCAUGGUUUUCUUUUUCGUUCGCCGGAUGUAAGCUUGUUCGUAAUGGAAUAUUGUUUUAGGGCCUGAUUUGAGGUAUUUAAGCAGCGAAUGAUUCGUUUCCUUUUUAAAACUAUGGAAGAAUGUUGUUUUCGAUUGUGUAGAUAUUGGCAGGCAAGAUUUACUUCCUUUUUUCACUCCUAAAUUUCCAACCCAGUAUAAACUUUGCCAUUGAUAAGAAAAAUACGGUAGGGUUCAUUGUUGCGUUGUUGUAUCGCGCACCAGGUUUACCGAAGUGUGAAGUAGAUGUGGAGACCACAAUCGUAUUAGUUUGAUGUAUGGCAUUUGAAAGGAAAUACAUUUUAUGCCAGAUAAAAAUCAUACAAUAGCGUGGCGUGGACGAAACGAAACAAACCAUUAGAUCGUGUUCGCUUGUUUUGCAAUGAUGGUUUAUUGGCUGUUGGAAAGGAGAACGAUGAACAAAACGAUAACAAAAACACUCUAUUAUACUAAGUACCCAUCUAGCUCCUACGUGAACGAAUCAGGAAUCAGGAAAAAUAA
Anopheles coustani is the source of this 14744-nucleotide messenger RNA. RefSeq lists its product as uncharacterized. The transcript is spliced from 14 exons. The record is from RefSeq and is a predicted model, not a curated record. Lineage: Eukaryota; Metazoa; Arthropoda; Insecta; Diptera; Culicidae. The coding region runs from base 1222 to 11946 and encodes 3574 amino acids. Gene Ontology annotation, molecular function: chromatin binding.